Lytechinus pictus (painted urchin) is the source of this 5125-nucleotide messenger RNA. Its product is annotated as epoxide hydrolase 4-like. The coding region runs from base 2448 to 3461 and encodes 337 amino acids. Lineage: Eukaryota; Metazoa; Echinodermata; Echinoidea; Temnopleuroida; Toxopneustidae. Gene Ontology annotation, molecular function: hydrolase activity. The transcript has 6 exons. The record is from RefSeq and is a predicted model, not a curated record.
UUUUACUUCAUUUCAAAUUAUAUUUUUCUUUCAUGAGGACAUUAAACAAUAUACUACCUGGGUUUUUAUUUAGAUUACUGUCCCAGGGGAAUUGGUACUUAGAAGAAAGAAAACCUAAAAUCCCUGAUAAUUAAGUACAUGUAUAUGGGAAAGUUGUCCACUUACCCAGUUGCCAAUUUGAAAUCUUCAUAGUCCUAUCGAUCUCAAUUUUGAAGCAGCCACAACUUUCUUAUUGUUUGUCCGAUUUCUUUCAAACUUUCACCAUUCUUUUUUAUUGAUUUUUCUCCUUUCCAAAACAACAUUUUAUGACCAAAGCUGGAUUUCCCUUUAAUUCAGCUUUGAUUUUGAUUACUUUGUGAAACACGUAGGCCUAGUCAUACAAUUCCAGUCAACAGAUUGGGGCAUCCAUCAAGUACUCACUUGCAGGGUAACAAUCUCUUCUAUACCAAAUGGGCAUGUUCUUCAGAAAUUGAAAAAGGCAUCUUUUUGUCCUGUAAAAGGGAUUUAUUUCAUACUAGCAUAUUUCUACAUGAAUGGUGGCAGGCCUUGGCAAUCAACUCAUUUUUAUAUUCUGUAUGAAUUUCCAUUCAAGCAUGAGGUCAUAUGAACAAAAAUUAGAAUGGAAUCGGCAAAGCAUAGAUGUAAUAUUUACCCUGGUAAGCCAGUCUGCCUAAACAAAAAAAUGAUGUGAAUAAAGAAAGCAAAAUCAAACAAGCAUAACAUUGGAAAUAAGUAUCAAGGGUGGAGGGGAAUUAAAAGUCAUAAGUACCUGUUGUUAGGAAGGAACUUUAACUCUUGUAAUUUAUGCAAAUGCAUAGAUGGGUUCUAAAUCACAACAAUUACAUUCGUAACAUUCCAGUUGGCUUUAUUUUCGGAAGCCCAAGUACCAGUUUCAAAUUUAUAAUAUAUUGCUUUAUAAAGCUCAUGAAUACAUAAAUGCUUUAUGGAAUAUAGGACAUCAGAGAAGUUCUCAAAUUUAGCACUGUACCAAAGUUGAUAAAAGGAAAAUUAGAUUCUUACGAAAGUUCAAUAUUUGAAUAUGUUCUGAUCAUUUGCACACUGUCAUUUAAUCCAUGAUUUACAAUCUUCAAUAUUAGGUACUUUGCUUACAGUGCAUGUUUCUGUAUGUUUUAUUUGUAGUUGAAAUAAUUAAGAAAAUACAAGUUUACGUUCCUUCACGAAACGCAUUUACACAUUUGAUCAUUAAUAAAAAAUCAUUAAAAGGGACAGUGAACAGUUGCCAAGAUACAGUGUUCUGAUAUGUGAGUUUUGAACGACUUAUGUUUUUUUUAUCUAACUACCCGGUUAGCAGAUAACUUAUCAGUGGUGUAAAGAAUGGACACAGAAGAAAGCAGCUUGACCCCUCUCCUUCAUAACAACUCCCUUGUCUUAGAGUUUCUUUGGGUGUGUUUAUGCUUCCACUUUUCAGGCCAGAAUCAGCGUUUUCAUACGUGAUUAGUCCAAAACACAGUUGCAUCCAUGCUUACUUUCACGCUUUUAAACAACGUUUCAGAACACUGAUUGUAAGCUUACAAAAAGGUACGUUUCAGAACAUUGUUCGACCAGAAUCAGGGUUUCUGGGGAAGUAUAAACAGAACCACGAUUAAACCUGUUUAAAUGAGGUCAAUUGGUACCGGUACAUGCUUCCGGUGAGAUGAAAAUCCGCGGGCAAAUACAGUCGCAUGGUUCUAACAGGGAAUUACCUCACACAUCCCUGGUUCUAUAUAAUAAUGACCAAUGUACAUUUGCAUGUGUGAUUAUCAAGUUAAGUACUGUACUCUUCAUCUAAUUGUCAUCACGAUGUAUGUUGAGGGAUUUACAAAAAACCCGGAACAUGAAUUAUGGUGAGGAGACAUCGUUGGGCCAGAAGCCCCAGUAGCAUGAAUAAAUAGAUGUCUUAUUAUUUUCUUACGUAGACUUUAAUAUUCUUUAUUUUGUUUUAUUAUUAUCCUCACCAUGGUAGAAAUUCUAUGGCUACAUCAAGUAGCUCCAUGCAAUUACUAAAAGAUCGGAAAUUGUUUGAAGUUUAAAUAAUAGUCGACCAUAACGACACUCGGAAAAAAAAAACUUUCAAAAAAUGGCGUGCCCAAUUUGACCUCGCUUUCCUGCUCAACGGAGAUUACGAUGCGAAGCCAGCAGCAAAUCGCGAUUUCGCCUCUGAAAAACAAAGCAUAAACAGCACCCACAGAACCACGUUUGCGAAUGCCGAUCUGAAACAACGUUUGAAAACGCUGAUUCCGUCUCAGCAAUGGAAGCAUAAACACACCCUUUGAACAACAUGCAAUACAAAUACAGCAUGUUUUGCUGUAAUUAAGCAGACUUUGCUCUGUUUACAAUUCUGAUUGUAUGAAAUACUCUUUGUGUUGUUCAGCAAUAGUAUAGGCAGCAGAACUAGAGCAGAGAGGUACCAAUUAUAUCAUUUUCCUACCGCUAUACAUAGGUCUAUAAUGGGGAACCCUCUUCAGCUCUUCACUAUCACAGGCCUGUUUUAUCUGCCCUUUUUCCUACUUGGAGUACUAAGGGGCAUUCUUGUUCUUCUGCUGUCCCUGGUCUUCAAAGGACCACGAUGGGUGUUUCAUCGAAAGACCAGGAACUCACGACCACCUUGCAUGGAGGACUUGCAGCUUGGCUCCCAUAAAUUUGUUACUGUGGAGGAUGUAAAGCUUCAUAUUGUAGAGUCGGGUGAUCCUAAGAAUCCUUUGAUGUUAUUUCUACAUGGCUUUCCAGAAUGCUGGUAUUCAUGGAGACAUCAGAUCAGAACAUUCAAUAAAGAUUAUCAUUGUGUAUCAUUUGACAUGAGAGGAACUGGUGAGUCAGAUGCCCCACUAUCCAAGAAGUUCUACAGUCUAGAUAAACUCACUGAAGACAUUCAUAAGCUGAUUGGUGUAUUGGGUCAUGAUUCCUGUAUCCUGGUAGGGCAUGACUGGGGUGGUAUGAUCGCCUGGGACUUUGCUACCCGUUACCCAGAACAGCUGAACAAACUAAUCAUUAUAAAUGCAGCUCAUCCCAAUAGAUUCAGAGAACUCUUUCAAAGCUACUACUUACCUCAGCUGUGGCGCUCAUGGUAUGUGUUUUUCUUUCAACUGCCAUACUUGCCAGAGAUGUUGCUGUCAAUGGGUGAUUAUAUAAUACUCCAGAAACAUUGCAUGAAGGGCCCAACAACUGAGGAAGAUAUAGAAGCCUUCAAAUUUGCUCUUUCAAGACCAGGGAGAGUGACUACAUUUCUAAACUACUACAGGAAUGCAGCACAUGAAUUUUUCCAUGGAACAGGUUAUGUCACCACACCUACUCUUCUCAUCUGGGCCACGUCACACUAUGCUCUUGACAACAAGCUGGUGGAUAAAACAGAAAGACUUUGUCGUCAAUUAAUUGUAGAAAGAAUAGAAAAUGGUGAUGUGCUGGUGCACCAGGAACAGCCUGACAUUGUCAACAGACUCAUCAAAAAAUAUCUUGUAGAGUAAUUUUUUUUACUAUGCUUUCCUGUAAAUAGCUUGUAAGCGAAGUUUAGUACAAUUUCCUCAUUAAUAAUCUAGUCAAUGUUUUCUUUUAUUUCUUUGAAAUAUUUCUCUUUAGUUUUGCAUAUUAGCAAUAUACAAUAAUGAAUAAUCUUUGUUGGUGAAUCAUUAAAUACUAUUAUCAUCUAUGUAGAGCGUUUUAGCGUAUUUUGGUCUGCAUCAAUUGCCCGUGGAGUAUCAGAGCAUAUCCCUAAAAAGGACCAAAAUCCGACGAAUAUUCCACAGGCUCCUGUACAAAGCUUGCCGUUGAAUAUGAGACCGUAUUCGACAGUCUACUGCGCAUGCCCGAAUGCAUGAAAUAUACAACGCGUACAACAAUGAAACCAAUGCAAUGCAUAGAGCACAAUGACACUCACUGAUGUCAUAAUGAACUAUACGUAUAAAGUCGCAUGACGACAACAUUUAUCCUACUGAAGUGAUGAUGCCAUAAUGUGAUAAGUGAUAUGACUUGUUCAACCAAAAUUCUCUCUCUUUUUUUUGUUUCAAUGAAACAGUCCUGACAACCCUUGUACAUUUGGAGAAAAUUCUAGGUCAUUUUAAAACUACUUAUCCUACUUCCCUAAUUUAUAUAUAUUGCCAUCAUAUAUCAUACUAAAAGUGAAUGCUGUGAGGAAGAGACAGAGAGAGAAAAAAAACAUCUGCAUGUGUUUAAAAAUUGCAAGAUUCUAAUGACUGAAUAAAGAUCAAACAAUAUUAUCAGUUUAAAUAAAUGAUAACUUGAACAGCUAGAAGCAAAAUUGAACUUUGUACAGUACUCUUUAAUUUGACCAGUGUUUGUUAGAUAUAACAGGAGUAUGAGAAAUAAUGACUGCACAUAUACCCUUUAAUAGUAUCAUAUCUACAUGUAGAUAAGGUUGUACAGUAUCAAUAUCACAAGUCUUUCCUAUAUUUAAUAGAUAGUUAAUACAGAAAUAUAAUCUGUUUAGUGUUUGUACUCCACAGAGUGACAUAGUGAUUUUACAGGCUACAUUGUUUAUUGUAUUUAUAGUCACAAGGAUUCUAAGCACAGGUCAGUUUUAACGUGGUUAUUUUUAUUUGUUAUUUAUAGAAAGUACUCAACUCAUUUCAUCAUAGCAUGAAAUCAUGGUGAAAUCAAACUGAGAUCUCUCUAGAAUACAUAAAGACCCACAUGGGCAUAUUAAAACAAAAAGUUAGAAGGAACAAAAAAAUGAAUGAAGAUAUGAAGUACUACAUGUACAUGUAGUCUAGUAUUAAAAUGCCAGAGUUUUAUAAAUAAUUGCAUUUUUGUUUCUAAACACUGUAUGGAAAAUUGCUAACUAUCUUCUCUUUGAAUAUGGCAAUUACAUUUUUUAAGAACAACCAUAUAAUGCUUGUUACGUGCUAUACGAAAGAAAGACUGAAAAGACAAGCUUGCAUUGAAAAUGAGAAAGAUCGUUCAUCCUUGUUUUUUAAAUAACUUAAUUUUUCAUGGCUUAACUUCUCACAAAUUGUUUUCCAAAAAAAUUCUUUGAAAAAAUAUUGUCCAGCAAGAGGAAAAGUUUUUUUUUUUUUUAAAACCUGACAAUUUUAUCACCCAGAAUGAAUAUUGCUAUAUAUACACUGUACUAAGUACUAUCAAUUAUCUAUAUGAGAUUAAUUUUGAAUCACUU